This is a messenger RNA of Symphalangus syndactylus (siamang), 9390 nucleotides long. It is a transcript of the gene HEATR4, whose product is annotated as HEAT repeat containing 4. NCBI's taxonomy places the organism in Eukaryota, Metazoa, Chordata, Mammalia, Primates, Hylobatidae. The record is from RefSeq and is a predicted model, not a curated record. Gene Ontology annotation, molecular function: oxidoreductase activity; protein binding.
UGACCAGGCGUGGUGGAUCACAAGGUCAGGAGAUCGAGACCAUCCUGGCUAACACAGUGAAACCCCAUCUCUACUAAAAAUACAAAAAAUUAGCCAGGCGCGGUGGCAGGUGCCUGUAGUCCCAGCUACUCAGGAGGCUGAGGCAGGAGAAUGGCAUGAACCUGGGAGGCAGAGCUUGCAGUGAGCUGAGACUGUGCCACUGCACUCCAGCUUGGGUGACAGAGUGAGACUCCAUCUCAAAAAAAAAAAAAAAAAAAAGACCUGAUCUCUUAAAAAAAAAAAGCAGAAAAGAUAAGACAUGAAAAUUAAAAAACACACACAUCUAACUACUUCAAACUGUUGUUUCUUGAGCCUUGUGGUUUUAUGCAUAGUAUUUGUUUAUUUGUUUUUUAAGAUGGGGUGUCUCACUGUGAUACCCAGGCUGCAGUGCAGUGGUACGAUCAUAGCUCACUGCAGCCUCAACUUCCCAGGCUUAGACAGUCCUCCCACCUCAGCCUCCUGAGUACCUGGGACCAAAGGCAUGCACCACCACACCUGGCUAAUUUUUAAAAUUAUUUGUACAGACGGGGUCUCCCUAUGUUGCCUGGUCUCGAAAUCCUGGGCUUAAGCAAUCCUCCCACCUUGGCCUCCCUGAGUGUUGGGAUUAUUGCGAUUAUAGGCGUGAGCCACCACACCCAGCCAUGUUUCUUUUUUUAAUUCUUUUUUUUUUUUCAAGGCAGAGUCUUGCUCUGUCACCCAGGCUGGAGUGCAGUGGUCUGAUCUCGGCUCACUGUAACCUCUGGCUCCUGGGUUCCAGCGAUUCUCCUGCCUCAGCCUCUUGAAUAGCUGGGAUUAUAGUCACGUGCCACCACAGCCAGCAGAUUUUUGUAUUUGUAGUAGAGACGAGGUUUCACCAUGUUGGCCAGGCUGGUCUCAAACUCCUGACCUUGUAAUCUGCCCGCUUCAGCCUCCCAAAGUGCUGGGACUACAGUCAUGAGCCACCGUGUCUGGCCUUAACUCCUAUUUUUUUAGAGGCUAGGUCUUGCUUUGUCACCCAGGCUGGAGUGCAAUGGCACCAUGAUAGUUCAUUGCAGCCUUCAACUCCUGGGUUCAAAGGAUCCUCCCACCUCCUCUUCCCAAACAAGUGACCCUCCCACCUCAUCAUCCCAAAGUGCUGAGAUUACAGGCAUGCAUGGCCUCAUUUUAACCUUUUUUUUUUUUUUGAGACAGGGUCUUGCUAUGUUGCCCAGACUGGUCUUGAACUCUGGCCUCAAGUGAUCCUCCUGCCUUGGCCUCCCAAAGCGCUAGAAUUACAGGCAUGAGCCACUGGAACAAACCCAUUUUAACCAUUUUUAAGUGUACAAGUCAAUGAUAUUAAGUACAUUACAUUCUUGUACAACUAUCACCAUUAUCCAUUUCCAGAACUUUUGGAGUCUCGCUCUGUCCCCCAGGCUGGAGUGCAGUGGCGCGAUCUCGGCUCACUGCAACCUCCGCCUCCCAGGUUCAAGUGAUUUUCCUGCCUCAGCCUCCCAAGUAGCUGGGACUACAGGCAUGCACCACCACACCCAGCUAAUUUUUCUAUUUUUAGUAGAGAUGGGAUUUCACUGUGUUGGCCAAGCUGGUCUUGAACUCCUGACCCCAAGUGAUCUGCCUGACUCAGCCUCCCAAAGUGCUGGGAUUAUAGGCGUGAGCCACCACGUCUGGCCCAGAACUUCUACAUCAUUCCACAAUGAAACUCUUUACCCAUUAAACUAUUGGGGGAACUCGCCCCAAAUAUUUCAAUGUAGGUUCUUUCUAUUUUCUGUAAGAGUUGGCCAGCUAAGAAAUAAAGAGAGACAGUACAAAGAGAGGAAUUUUAUACCUGGGCCGCCAGGGGUGACAUCACAUAUCGGUAGGACCGUGAUGCCCACCUGAGUCUCAGACCAGCAAGUUUUUAUUAAGGGUUUCAAAAGGGGAGGGGGUGUAAGAACAGGAAGUAGGUACAAAGAUCACAUGCUUCAAAAGGCAAAAGCAGAACCACUAAUAAGGGUCUAACAAAGAUCACAUGCUUCUGAGGGAACAGGACAAAGGGCAAAAGCAGAACCACUGAUAAGGGCCUAACAAAAUCACAGGCAAAGGGCAAAAGCAGAACCACUGAUAAGGGUCCAACAAAGGUCACAAGGCAAAGGGCAAAAGCAGAACCACUGAUAAGGGUCUGUGUUCAGUGGUGCAUGUAUUGUCUUGAUAAACAUCUUAAACAACAGAAAACAGGGUUGGAGAGCAGAGAACCAGUCUGACCACAAAUUUACCAGGGUGGAGUUUUCCCAACCCUAGUAAGCCUGAGGGUUCUGCAGGAGACCAGGGCAUAUCUCAGUCCUUAUCUCAACAGCACAAGACAGACAUUCCCAGAGCAGCCAUUUAUAGACCACUCCCCAGGAACACAUUCCUUUCCCAGGGUAUUAAUAUUAAUAUUCCUUGCUAGGAAAAGAAUUUAGCAAUAUCUCUCCUACUUGCAUGUCUGUUUAUAGGCUCUCUGCAAGAAGAAAACUAUGGCUCUUUUUGCCCAACCCCACAGGCUGUCAGACCUUAUGGUUGUCUUCCCUUGUUCCAUAAAAAUCACUGUUAUUCUAUUCUUUUUCAAGGUGCACUGAUUUCAUAUUGUUCAAACACACGUUUUACAAUCAAUUUGUACAGUUAACACAAUUAUCACAGUGGUCCUGACGCGAUGUACGUCCUCAGCUUACGAGGAUACCAGGAUUAAGACAUUAAAGACAGGCAUAAGAAAUUAUAAAAGUAUUAUUUGGGAACUGAUAAAUGUCCAUAUUAAGAUGAAAUCUUCACAAUUUAUGUUCCUCGGCUGCAGCUCCAGCCGGUCCCUCCAUUCGGGUCCCUGACUUCCCACAACAUUAAACAAUAACUCCUUAUUCCCCCCUGCCAGCAGCCCCUGGAAACCACUUUUCCAUUUCCUGUCUAUGAAUUUGACUACUUUAGGUACCUCAUAAAGUGUAAUUAUACAGUAUUUGUCCUUUCGUGUCUGGCUUAUUUUGCUUAGCAUAUUGUCUUCAAGGUUCAUCCAUAUACUUACAGCAUAUCAUAAUUUCACUCUCCUCAGAAAUUUUGCUCUGUCACCCAGGCUCUGGAGUGCAGUGGCAAGAUCAUGGUUCACUGCAGUCUCAACUCCCAGGUGCAAGCAAUCCUCCCAUCUCAGUCUCCCCAGUAGCUGGGACUACAAGCACGUGCCAUCUCAUCUGGAUACUUUUUAAGUUUUUUGUAGAGAUGGGGGUCUCACUUUGUUGCCCAGGCUGGUGUUGAACUUGUAGAUUCAAGCAAUCUUCCUACCUCGGCCUCCCAAAGUGCUGGGAUCAUAGGCAUGAGCCACCUCAUCCAGCCAUUUCAUUCCUUUUUUUUGAGACAGAGUUUCACUCUUGUUGCCCCGGCUGGAGUGGAGUGGCACAAUCUUGGCUCACUACAACCUCCUGGGUUCAAGUGAUUCUCUUGCCUCAGCCUCCCGAGUAGCUGGGACUACAGGUGUGCACCACCACGCCUGGCUAAUUUUUGUAUUUUUAGUAGAGACGGGGUUUCACUGUGUUGGCCAAGCUGGUCUCGAACUCCUGACCUCGAGUAAUCCAUCCACCUAAGCCUCCCAAAGUGCUGGGAUUAUAGGCGUGAGCCACCGCAGCUGGCCCAUUUCAUCAUUUCAUUCCUUUUUUUUUUUUUUUUUUGAGACGAAGUCUCGCUCUGUCGCCCAGGCUGGACCACAAUGGCAUGAUCUCGGCUCACUGCAACAUCUGCCUCCUGGGUUCAAGAGAUUCUCCUGCCUCAGCCUCCGGAGUAGCUGGGAUUACAGGCGCCUGCCACCAUGCCCAACUAAUUUUUGUAUAUUUAGUAGAGAUGGGGUUUCACCAUGUUGACCAGGCUGGUCUUGAACUUUUGACUUCAGGUGAUCCACCCUCCUCGGCCUCCCAAAGUGCUGGCAUUACAGGCGUGAGCCACCAUGCCUGGCCCAUUUCAUUCCUUUUUAAGGCUGAAUAACAUUCUGUUGUAUGUAUCUUCCACAUUUUGUUUAUCCAUUCAUUCACUGAUGGACAUUUGGGUUGUUUCCACCGUUUGGCUAUUGUGAGUAUGCUGCUAUGAACACGGGUGUACAAAUAUCUGUUAAAGACCCUGCUUUCAAUUCUUUUGGAUAUAUACCCAGAAGUAGAAUUGCUGGAUCACAUAGUAAUUCUAUAUUUAAUUUUUUGAGGAACCUUCAACAGAGUUUUGAUAUAUUUUAUUAGAGACAGGGUCUCCCUCUGUCACUGAGGCUGGGGUGCAGUAGUGCCAUCAUAGCUCACUGCAGCCUCAAACUCCUGGGCUGAAAGGAUCCUCCUGCCUUAGCAGGGUUAUAAUAUUUAAUUUUUUUAGUCUUUUCUUUUCUUUUUCUUUCUUUCUUUUUUUUUUUUCUGAGAUGGAGUAUUGCUCUGUUGCCCAGGCUGGAGAGCAGUGGCCCAAUCUCGGCUCACUGCAAGCUCCGCCUCCCAGGUUCACACCAUUCUUCUGCCUCAGCCUCCCCAGUAACUGGCACUACAGGUGCCCGUCAACACGCCCAGCUAAUUUUUUUGUAUUUUUAGUAGAGAUGGGGUCUCACCGUGUUACCCAGGAUGAUUUCGAUCUCCUGACCUCGUGAUCUGCCCGCCUUGGCUUCCCAAAGUGCUGGGAUUAUGGGUGUGAGCCAGAGCGCCUGGCCUAGUCCUUAUUUUUCAUACCAGAAAACGUACCCUCUCGCUCUUUUAUGGGGGUCCAACCGUCUGAGUGCAGCUUGAGCCCAAGUGCUAAAGUCCAUAUUCAGGUUGGUCAGCAGCAGCAGUCUUGCCUGGAACCAAGAGAUGGACCACCUGAAUGAAUAGCAUGACCUGGGUCAACGAGACAGAGCCUUAGGCCCGGAAAUCUUUCCUGCUGUCAGGAUAAAUUAGUUUGUUUCACAACAGGACUCCUGAAGAUCAGAAUUUCCAUAUCUGUAAGACUUCUAUGACUUAAAGAAUUUCUGUACGCGUGAAAUUAUACUACUAGAAAUACAAGACUGACUGCACUUCACUCUGGUCGCCCAGGCUGGAGUGCAAUGGCCUGAUCUUGACUCACUGCAACCUCUGCUUCCUGGGUCCAAGCGAUUCUCCUGCCUCAGCCUCCCGAGUAGCUGGGAUUACAGGCAUGCGCCACCAGGCCCAGCUGAUUUUCUUUUUAAAUUUUCUAUUUUUAGUAGAGAUGGGGUUUCACCAUGUUGGUCAGGCUGGUCUCUAACUCCUGACCUCGGGUGAUCCGCCCACUUCAGCCUCCCAAAGUGCUGGGAUUACAGGCUUGAGCCAUGGCGCCUGGCUGAGGUAUAUUUUUCAAAAAAUGACCAAGAAGCUGGGGUGCAGCGGCUCACAGUUGUAAAUCCCAGCACUUUGGAAGGCCAAGGCGGGUGCAUCACUUGAGGUCGGGAGUUUGAGAACAGCCUGUCCAACAUGGUGAAUCCCCAUCUCUACUAAAACUACAACAAUUAGUGGGGCAUGGUGGUGUGGCCUGUAAUGGGAGGCUGGGACCGGAGAAUUGCUUGAACCUGGGAUGCAGAGGUUGCAGUGAGCCGAGAUCACACCACUGCACUCCAGCCUCGGCGACAGAGUGAGACUCUGUCUCAAAAAAAAAAAAGAAAAAGUCCAAAAAUUCCAUGAAAUCACCAUUCAAUGAAUAAUCAAUAAAUAAGAUGCAAUUUCUCAAAGCUCAGUUUACAAAGAAGGAAAUUUAAUAAAUAGUUGAAGAUACCCCCGACUGAACCCACAAGUUCUCUGACUAGACUCAUGGAAUUCUAAAGAGCUGGUUGCUUGGAGACUGAUAGAAACAGCUUUGGAACCUAAGAAACCAAGGAAGGCUUAAGAUGCAGAACCUUGCUUCUCUCUGAGGACUGCCUUGUAGGAGGCCAUUUGGAAAGUAAUUUUGAAACACUGCUCCUUUGCCAGUAUCUGAAAGGUGCUGGAUGGUGUCAGCUGGAAGAUGAGAGGCAACCUGAGGUAGCUGAAAAAACUUUGGAUUAGGUGUCAAAAGGGUAGGACACAAGAUGGUGCCAUCUAUGAGGAACAGGCCCUCACCAGACACCAGAUCUGCUGGUGCCUUGAUCUUGGAUUUCCUAGCCUCCAAAACUGUGCCAGGUCUUAUCUCCAGGCCUUGCCUCUAGGCCAGGCAGUGUGGAAGGAAGCAUUCGCUGGGACGCAGUAUGACCAGGACCCAGAAGGGAAAGACCUUUCUCCCCCAUUGCUUCUAUCAGUCACUGCCCCCACAGCUGGGAUGGGGCAUGAUUUUAAACUACUCAAAACUGAAAGGCAAGGAGGAGUGUGCCUCUGUCUCCAGUGUGCCUACGGUCUUGUUCAGCUCACAGUACUGUCUACACCGCAAGAGCCAAUAUUUGAAAAUGGCUGCUGCAAACCUUACCUUUUCUCAGGAGGUGGUGUGGCAGCGAGGACUGCCCAGCAUUCCUUAUAGCCAGUACAACUUUGACCACCUCUACAAUACCAAUGACAUCAUCCAUACUCCCCGGAUCAGGAAGGCCCGGCCUCAGAAACCUGUUAGCUUCAAGUUCCUGGGUUCCUCAAGUCCCUUAACAGGAGACACCUCCCUGGCUGUGAAGACAGAAAGCUCUGCCAAUCCUGAAAAGAAGCUGAAGAAAUCAAAGCCAGCCAGCACCGUCCGGGAAGCACCCCGCCCUCUCAUCCAUCAUCCCUGCAUGCAUCCAGAUAUGCUGGGUUGGCCACCUUCUCCAGAUGUGAACCUGGAGGAAAAAGAAGCCUGGCUUCUGCCUCCUGAGGAGGAGGCCAGAGCGUGGGAGGCCACUGUGCUGGAAAAGCUGAACAAGCGCACAGCCCGAUGGAUCCAGAACAAGCGUCCUCAAAGGCCUGGGGCAUCCCCCAACAAGUGGCAGAGCUUCCUGCACCAGCAGUACGACUGGAGUCACAUCCGGGAUGAGCUUACCUCUGCCAGUGACCUGGAGCUCCUGAAACAGCUGGAGGCAGAAGAGACAGCAGAGUUUGAGGAUCAAAGUGUCAUCCUGCCCCCACAGGAAAGGAAGAAGCCAGAACUGCUGCUUCCUGUUUACUACAGAUUGCCCAGUUACUUCCAACAAGCAGAGACAAUUGAAAUCAUGCCUGGCAAUAAGACCAUUGAGGACAUCCAUGAAAAGAUGAGCCUCUCCCAGCCCCAAACCCAGAGCUACUUUCGCCAGGUGACUCCCCGAGCUGGAAAGUUUGCCUACUCCACAGACAACACCUUUGAACAGGAGAUUUACUUUGAUGAAGUCCAGAUCAUCCACCAGAUUGGUGCGAAGAGAGACCAGAUUGUCUUGGAAAACCUAAAUCGGUACAACAAGCAGCUAUCUAAGGUCUUCCCUGAAACGCCAGAAAAGUGGAGUGCCCAGGCAAUUCCUGAAGCAUCUUGCAGACCCGUGCAAGGAGCCCUGCGCUGGACUGCUUUGCCCACCCCCGCCAAGGAUAUGCUGCUGCAGGUGGGUGAGAAGGAUGUGCCUAUUAAGACCAGGAGAUUGAAGAAGCAGGCAAAAUCACUGCGGGAGGAUGUGACCUGGGAACUGGUGGCCCUGCGGAGGAUGAUGAAGGAAUGGAAGACUGCCUGGGCUCUGAUCAUAGAGUGGCACCAUGAGACAGUAGAGAACCUGCUUCGGAGCUUGGGAGACCUGCAUGAUGAUGUUCGGAUCAAAGCUAUCACCACAUGUGCCACAGCUGCUUUGGAACGGCCCCGGCUUGCCACCAGCCAGAGAGACUCAGACAAGACUAUCCAGGACUUGCCGGAGGUUCUACUGCCUGCCCUAGAGGCUGCUCUUUGUGACAAGAAUGCCCAUGUGCGGAUGGCAGCAGCAAUAUGCCAAUAUGCCAUACAGUCACAUAAUCCCCUUGCCCGGAACAUCAUGCAGACUGCCCUUCUGAAGGGUAACAGUGUGGAUAGCUGGGCUGCAGCUCAGUGCUUGGCUCUGGAAGGUACUGCCACUUACCCUGUGAUUAAGAGGAUCCUCCACCAGCUGUUUACAAAGAAGAAUGAGGACACUGAGGAACAGUCUUAUAUCCUCCUGAGCCAUCUGAGUGAGAAGACAACCCUGAUAUAUACCAUGCUUGCUGUGGAGCUGAACAGCUGUCAAUGGAAGAACCGGAUUGUGGCCUGCCAGGCUUUCUCCCGGAUCAGUGGAAAUGUCUGCUUGGAUAUGAAACAUAAGUUGAUCCAGCUGAUGUGGAAUGACUGGAAUAAGGAAGUGAGGCGAGCAGCUGCGCAGGCGCUGGGGCAAAUGAGCCUCGGGAAAGAGGUGCACGACAUAAUCAGGGUCAAGCUGGGUCAAGGAAAUUCCCAGGAGCGUGUGGAAGCUCUCUCCCUGAUAGGUGAGCUCAAGCUUAUGACCGCCAAGCUUCUCCCAAGCUUCCUGCACUGCUUCUCUGAUGACUUCACAGCAGUUCGGCAGGCAGCCUGUUUAGCAGCUGGUGCCCUGCAGAUCCGCGACAAGAUGGUGCUUGAAUGCCUCCUGAACCUGAUGCAGAGAGAUCCUUACUGGAAAAUCAAGGCCUUUGCCAUUCGAGCUUUGGGACAGAUUGGGCAAGUAAGUCCCGAGCUGACGGAUCUUCUGCUCUGGGCUAUCCACUAUGAAGAGUCACCAGGUGUACGGCUGGAAGCUUGCCGUAGCAUCCUAGCCCUGAAACUUCAAGGGGACCGGGUCAGGGACACCUUCCUAGAUGUGCUGCUCCUGGAGAACCACGAUGCUGUUCUAAAGGAAAUGUACCAGACAAUGAAGAUACUCAACUUAGGAAAUGAAGGAAACCAAGAAAUGCUUCAGGAGAUCAAGAACAGGAUUAAAACACUAAGCCAAAAGGACUUGCUGACACACAAAAUACUCAAGCUGGAGAUGGUCAUGGGAAAAGUGAAGGAGGAAGCAAAACGUGUUUACUUGAAACCCAAAAGAGAACAAGAACCACUAACACUCCAAACUUUACUCCAAGAAACUUUUCAGGAUGAGAUGGUUCUUCCUAGAAGACCUUCCGAGGUUUGUGACACUGAAGCAGUCAUAAAGCCUGUGAAGCCCCGCGCACCAAAUCCCUGGUUACAAAGUUCAGUCCCAGGCCUAACCACACAAAGCAAAGUUCGUUCAUCACUUGUCAAAGAUCUACGCACCUCCCGUGAGAAAAGGAUUGCUAUGGGACCAUUUAGAUCCAACUACCCAGCUCUUUAUCUGGGUAAAUUCUCAGAGAGAACAUUUUUUUCUCCCAUCAUGUCUUCUUGCUCUGGAAGGAAAGGUGCUCAUCUCUAAGCUGAACACUUGUCUUACUUCAAGAUGCAGGAAGCAGUGGACCUGGUCACGUUGGGUCUUUUUAAUUGAUACUGUACAAUCUUGUUGUCACUAUGUUUAUAAAAAAAAAUUAUUUAACAGUA